Molecule: messenger RNA, 1896 nt
Organism: Lepus europaeus (European hare)
Lineage: Eukaryota; Metazoa; Chordata; Mammalia; Lagomorpha; Leporidae
Product: keratin, type II cytoskeletal 3-like
Exons: 10
Coding region: 1-1896 (631 amino acids)
Biological process (GO): keratinization; intermediate filament organization
Cellular component (GO): keratin filament
Molecular function (GO): structural constituent of skin epidermis
Source: RefSeq, a predicted model, not a curated record
AUGGCCAGUCAAGUCUGCAAGAAGUCCAUCAGCGGCAGGAGCCUCGGCUUCUCUGGCCGCUCUGCCGUGGUCUCUGGCAGCAGCGGCGGCGGCAGCAGCAGCAGGAUGAGCUGCGUGGCCCGCUCAGCGGCAGCUGGCGGAGGGGCCUGUGGGUUCCGGGGUAGAGCAGGUGGCUUCGGCAGCAACAGCCUCUACAACCUGGGGGGCCACAAGAGCAUCUCCAUGAGUGUGGCAGCUGGUGGCUCCCGGGCUGGUGGCUUUGGAGGAGGACGAAGCAUCUGUGGCAGUGGCUUUGGAGGAGCAGGUGCAUUUGGGGGAGCAGGUGCAUUUGGGGCAGCUGGUGCCAUUGGUGGCCCUGGUGGCUUUGGUGGCCCUGGUGGCUUCCCUGGAGGCAUCCAGGAAGUGACUGUCAAUCAAAGCCUGCUGCAGCCCCUCAAUGUGGAGAUCGACCCCCAGAUUGGGCAAGUGAGGGCCCAGGAGCGGGAGCAGAUCAAGACCCUCAACAACAAGUUCGCCUCCUUCAUCGACAAGGUGCGCUUCCUGGAGCAGCAGAACAAGGUUCUGGAGACCAAGUGGGAGCUGCUGCAGCGACAGACCCCGGGCUCCGGCGCGGAGCCUGCCAACCUCAAGCCCCUCUUUGAAUCCUAUGUCAGCUUCCUGCGCAAGCAGCUGGAUUCUCUUGUCGGGGAGAAGGGCGGCCUGGACUCAGAGCUGAGGAGUGUGCAGGGCCUGCUGGAGGACUUCAAGAAGAAGUACGAGGACGAGAUCAACAAACGUGCCGCAGCAGAGAAUGAGUUCAUGGGGCUCAAGAAGGACGUGGAUGCGGCUUACACGAGCAAGGUGGAGCUGCAGGCCAAGGCGGAUGGCCUCAUGGACGAGAUCAACUUCCUGAGGACCAUCUUUGAGAUGGAGCUGUCCCAGAUGCAGACCCACGUCUCCGACACGUCCGUGGUGCUGUCCAUGGACAACAACCGGCACCUGGACCUGGACAGCAUCAUCGCCGAGGUGAAGGUGCAGUACGAGGACAUCGCCCAGAGGAGCCGCUCUGAGGCCGAGGCCUGGUACCAGACCAAGCUCGGGGAGCUGCAGACCACGGCUGACAGGCACGGUGACGACCUGAGGAGCACCAAGAGCGAGAUCGCGGAGCUCAGCCGGGUGAUCCAGAGGCUGCGGGCGGAGAUCGAGAGCGUGAAGAAGCAGAACGCCAGCCUGCAGACGGCCAUUGCGGAAGCCGAGCAGCGCGGGGAGCUGGCUCUCAAGGACGCCAACGCCAAGCUCCAAGAGCUGCAGGCCGCCCUGCAGCAGGCCAAGGACGACCUGGCCCGGCUGCUGCGGGAUUACCAGGAGCUCAUGAGCGUGAAGCUGGCGCUGGACGUGGAGAUCGCCACCUACUGCAAGCUGCUGGAGGGCGAGGAGAGCAGGAUGUCUGGGGAGUGUCGGGACACAGUGAGCAUUUCAGUGGUCAACAAUGUCACCAGCAUAAGCAGCGGCUUUGGCGGUGGCCGUGGAGGUUUCAGAGUGGUCGGUGACAGCAGCAGUGUUGGCUACAGAGGCGGCAGCAGCAGCGUCUACAGGGACAGCAGUGGCACCAGCAGAAGUGACAGCAGCAGCAGCGUCUAUAGGGACAGCAGUGGCACCAGCAGAGGGGACAGCAGCGUCUAUAGGGACAGCAGUGGCACCAGCAGAAGUGACAGCAGCAGCAGCGUCUAUAGGGACAGCAGUGGCACCAGCAGAGGGGACAGCAGCGUCUAUAGGGACAGCAGUGACACCAGCAGAGGGGACAGCACCAGCAGCAGCUACAGAGGAGUCGUCAGCAGUGGCAGCAGCAGCGGCGCCUGCAGCAUGCCCUUCUCUCUGCCCCACAUCGAGAUGCGACAGCCUUGCUUUCCCAUCUGA